Thalassophryne amazonica is the source of this 8462-nucleotide messenger RNA. It is a transcript of the gene cep192, whose product is annotated as centrosomal protein 192. Gene Ontology annotation, cellular component: centriole; pericentriolar material; cytoplasm. Gene Ontology annotation, molecular function: protein kinase binding. NCBI's taxonomy places the organism in Eukaryota, Metazoa, Chordata, Actinopteri, Batrachoidiformes, Batrachoididae. Gene Ontology annotation, biological process: centrosome-templated microtubule nucleation; centrosome duplication; protein localization to centrosome. The record is from RefSeq and is a predicted model, not a curated record.
UAAUUUAAGCCCCGCCUCUGGGAGAUGCGGCUUUCAGGCGGGCUUCCUGUGGCGUCUGUUACCCUGCGCUCUUGUUUCUGCCUUUUCUUUUACUCUUUUUUUUAAAACUUGAAAGCAGGAAUGUGACACUUAAAUAUUCAAAAAGUACAUUUUACAAGUUAGUGUUGUUCUUUCAGCGAACAAAGACGCAGCUCGAGUCGGAGUCUCCCGAAAAUGGUCUGUACCUGAUAUUCAGCUGGCUAUCAUUUCUGGCUGUCAUCCUGCUUUGUUGGAGAACAUGGCAGAGACUUGUUUCAACUUGGAAGAUGAAGCCUUCCCCAGUUUCCUCUGCACUUCUUUGGACAGCACCAUCGGACGUCCCACGCUGAGGAAUGUGACGUUGGGUUCAGAUCCAGGACUGCCGGUGGCCGCCUCCACAGUGGCUAAAAUUAGAGGUGGCGCUGACGACAGAGGAGAUGCUGUUGAGGCUUCGUAUCUGGACAGCAGAGAGCUUCAGCAGACCAACUCUGAGUCGCAGACUGGAGAACACGCCAAGUUUGCCCUCAGCUUCAAAGACGAAAUGGACUGUGCUGGUGACUUCUUUGCAGCCCACCGUCUUUCAGACAAGUUGGUGAAGAUUCACUUGGAUGAGAGCGCACCCAAAAUCCAAAACUCCAUGCAGGGUCUUCCUCUGGCACAGAUGGGCUCUGUCUCUGGCUGGUUGACAGAACUUGGAACAGAACUGUCAACAGGACCUCUGACAUUUUCCCAAUUUGGACAUAAAGAUGGUACAUAUGCAAAGGAUCACCUAUUAACAGCUCCAACUGAGGAGGACAACUUGAAGAGUGACGCAGUGGACAGCAACCGUUUCAGUAACAGUGACUCCAGCUUUCUGGCAAAUGAGAAGCUGAUGUCUGUGGACAGCGUGAACAGUGACCUCACAGAUGACGAUGUUGAGUUAAACGACCUGCCUGAUGAGGAGUUGGAGCGUUACUUCAAUAAGCUGGUUCCUGCGGCGAUGCAGAGAGGCCGAGUCGAAGGCCAGGAGAUUCCAGCAUCCGGUCCACUGGCUGCUUCUGAUGACGUAUCAAACCCAGGUUCUAGAGAACCAGAACGCUUUAAGCACCAGUUCCAUGAUGACUGUGAAGAGGACUUUCAGAUGCCUGAUGUACGUGUGGCUGCUACAGGUAUGGACUCAUGUCCCGCCAGUGACGAAGACACCGAGGACGAGCUGGAGCCUCCCAGAAGGAGCAGCAGUGUGACCAGGAGACGGCUGCUGCCGAGCACCUCCAGGCAGCUGGUUGGGGAGAGUAAUCAUCCCACUUUCAGACCAGGUUUAGAAGGAGGAAGCUCUGAUGAUGAGUCAGCUAGCAGCCAUGGCGGUCCGUCUCAGUCUGGGAUUGAACACAGACGAUCUGCUGAGGGACAAGUCAUCAACCCUCCUGUCACAGGGGAUGGAGGAGGCGGGGACGGGAGCAGUGGGAGUGAUGGAGGUGGGAACGACGGGGGUGUUGCGAUCAUCCCACUUCCAUCCGCUAACAUCCAGACCACCUAUGAUGCGCUGCGUGGGCUGGGGAUUGUAGGUAGCAGUGCUGGUGGUGAAGAUGAGGAUGACGAUGAUGAUGGAAGCGGUCUGCCAGGACUCGGAUGGAGCAGAUUUUCCAGACGCACUGAGAUUGGUGACCGGGUGGGUCCUGUUGGAACAGGAGAGGAACUGUCAUCUGGAGGAACUCUGCGCACCUCUCACAUCCGCUGGAGUACGGUCCUGGACCAAAAGGAGGUGCUGGUCAUACUCCCUUGUGAAUGUGACAGCAGCGACGAAGAUGGUGUUGAUGAGCCUGAUGGUGCCAAGUUUUUGUUGGGGUUGAGGGGAGGACCGUGCGGUGAUGCCAGUGUGUCUCAUGCCUCGGACACUGCCAGCGAAGUUGGUGAUCCACUUUCCACCUCGCUGGAGUCAAAAUAUUUCCUCCAGAGCUUCCAUCAGGACCAAGAAGGCUCGGAUGAUGAUGGUUGGAACAGUUGCUCAGACAACCUGGAGCCUGAGUUUCAAAAAGGUGCUGAUGGUACUCAUGGAGUGGUGUACCAGAAUGAAGAAGGACAGUGGGUGACAGAUCUGGCAUACUACACGUCCUUUGAGAAGGUGGUGGAUGAGAAAACACUGGAGCAGGCUGACCAGUUUCAGACCGAAGACUUUGUUUCUGCUGGUGAUGCUUUGGAAAAGAUUGCUCAAGACCAAGAAGAAUUUGAGAAGGAGCACCUGUUCAUGCAGGUACACGACAUAAAGCACCAGUGUAGCUCAGAAGAAUAGAUUCAUUCAUGGUAUUAUUGAAUUAGUGCAGAUGCCUAUUGCAGGACUUUUACAAAGUCCUCCGAGUUCGAGCAGGGUGAUCAAAGCUACCUGCGCCUGUCUUUAGGGGCAGUUUUUCGAACAACGCUCUGAGGCUUAGGCUGCCUAGGGGACGACAGUGAUGUGUUUAGUGUGAAGCGGCCAUCUUUUGGCUUCAUUACUUCACCGGAGAGGAGGGAACCAUUUCCACUGAUUCACCCCCCGGAGUUCUCAUCAAGAGCUAAAUCUCCUCAUGACACCACCACUGACCUCAGUGAAGCUGACAGAACCUUAAAGCCAGAGGACCUUGACGAAACUCUAGAGGCUCCACAUGAAAGGAUGUCACCUAAAGGCGAUACUCAUUCAAACCUUGGUGAACGGGAGGACCUCGCCAUCGGUGUUCGGCUGUCGGACCACAGGGAGGAUUCUGCCUCUGCUCAGAGCUUGGCUAACCAGAGCUGUGUGCCUCCCGGUAAUGACAGCAGUCCUCUGCUGCUGAGUAUCAGCACUAUUUCCUCUGCCAUUGCUGAUGCCUCUGUCAGUACUGAUCCGUCACAGCUGGCUGCCAUGAUCCUGGAGUGGACUAAGAAGAGUAGGACCAAGAAGAGUCAUCCUGACCCAUGUGUCGGCCCUGCAGAGGAACCGCGUGCAGCUGAGCAGGUCCACUCUGAGGAGGGCCAGGGUGCCUUGAUGCAGAGAAGCACACUUGCUGGCGAGCUUUCUACUUUCGAUGUGGAGAAAUAUCUGAAACAGACUGAUGUUUCCAGCAGCAGUGAGGCAUCUGUUGCACACGCCACCUUUGACCUCACAGGGUGGGCUGAACACCUCAGCAGCUCUCACAGGUACCUGCAGCCUGGACCUCCACAGGAACAAGGAACCUCAGCUCUGAGACGGGACAGUCAUACUCAGCAGAAACCCACAGGAACAAUAACUGAAGAUGGAAGAGGGGAGACAACCGCUUCAGCACAGCAGCCACCUGCCAACUCAGCUGCAACAUUUCCCUGUAAUAAGAGCAGUGCAAGGAGAAGCUCUAUUCCCCGUUAUCGUACGUCACUUGGGUCUGACGGGCGGUUUGUGGGCUCUGAGCAUUCGUCUACACUCAAAGCCUCUGCAGACAGCAGGGCUGAUGCUACAACUAAAACUGACCUGCUGAAGGAUUUUUCUGAGCAGUCUGUCACUGUGGAGGAGACGCAGUGUAACUUCAGACCGUCAACAUCUCCAGUUACUCACUCCUCUCCGAGCCAGUCCUCCCUCUCCCCUGCUGAUGGUACUUUGUUGGCAGAGAAACGUCCAGGCGUUGACGUCUCUCCUCGGUCCGUCUGCUCCAGCCCUAGUCUCAGCAGGCUCACAUACGUCUCGAGGAACGAUGGCCCUGUUCUGCCUUCACCCGAGAGGCAAAAGGAUAACUGUUCCAUGGCACUGAGUACCACCAUUAUCAGAUUCAGUCCGAUCCCACCCGUGGAACCAGAUAUACAGUCUGACCUUGAUGUUCUUGUCCCACCUGUAAGCCUGGACCAGGUUCUCCCACAGCAUUCAAAAAGUCUGGACUCUCUACCGCCAAAGAAGAGCAAAAGCCCGGCGCCGGCUCAAAUUAGUUCUGGUCUGAGCUGUACUCGCAGCCAGAGUGAAUGUAGCUGCACAUGUACUGGUGACAGAAACUGUAAUCUUCAAGCAGGAUGCAGGAACUACAAGCGCCACUCUGAGAACACAGUAAGGCCACUUACCAAGGUCGACUCGGGCUACUGCAGUAAUCUAAACAUCCAGCAACCCAGUCUCACCACAGCUCCCCAGAUUUCCCAUCAGUGGGGAACUGGUGCUCUGAGCAUGCCUCCAGCCUUCUCUUCAGACGGACUCCAUUAUGUUCCAGUCUCCAGCUUUAAGCCACCAGGCGCUGGCUUGAUGGACCUUCCCCACAGAGGAACUAUCCAGUCCCUCCUUACUGGCCACUCGCUCUUCACCUCCCACCUGCCUCAGCAUUACUUAGUACCCGACGCUCCACUACAUCCUACUGCUUUUCACAUGACAGCAGCAAGGCCUGGCCUCUACAGUGCACUCCCUACAGGUUUACCCGGCAGUGAACUGACGGUUAAACACCUACACUCCACAUCGGGUCCCCUCAGGAUUUCUGGAGGAGUUGGACCUUUUCACCUUCCACAACCCAGUCAGAACCAACAGGACAUGGGGUUGAUGGUGAAACCCUACAGUCAAUCUGUUGCAGAACCACUGGUGGCCAGCUGUCUCGAGGAAAUCGGAGGUCAAGUGGUCGUGCCGGAGGAGCUGCAGUUCAAUCAUUCCUGUUGUGUAGGCAUUGCUUCUCAGACCUGCCUCAGCCUCUUCAAUCCCUCUGAGAGGUGGCAGCAAGUGUCAAUCACCGUCACCAGCCUUGCCAUUGAUGGAGAGAAGGUGGAUAGUUUGCCGUACCAGUGGCUGAUUGUCAAAAACAAAACAAUCAUUGGGCCAAAGAGCACAGAAGACCAGAAGGUGUUGUUCCUGCCUCCGCAGGCGGGAGUUUAUCAGUGUGUCCUCAGCGUUUCCUCCUGGCCCGCCUCGGCUGGUUCUGAGGUGGCUGCCCGGGCCGGAAUCUUUGCGAAAAAGGUGGUGCUGAUUGCCAUAGCUGAGAAGCCAUCACUGGAGGUUGAAGUAAGUGAAUCUGGCAUUUUGGACUUUGGAGACUUACCUGAAACCACCAUCAGGUCGCUUCCUCUCAGACUCCGGAACAGGACUCGUGCGACUGUCCCCAUUCGUCUGGUCAUCAGUGCUAAUGCCACAGCAUGGCCGUGCUUCUCCUUCUCCAAACAGUCCAUGAUCACUGCAUCAGACACAGCGCAGCAUGCUGGUCACAUGACCCAGGUGUCCUCUUCAUCGGUGAUGAAUCACGUGAUGCAUGCCAGCUGUGGAGAGACCCCACUGAGCUUUGCAGUGUGGGUUCAGUUCAAGGCCCCUCAGAAGUACGCAGCCUCUUCAGGUGAGCUCGGUCCAGCUGAUGAGUACAGUGCUCGGGUGGACAUCGAGUUGGACUGUCCCGGCCCGAGUCACGUGAUCAAGAGUAUUCCCCUCAGGGCCAGGUGUGGUACUGCACGAGUCCACGCUCCAAAAGACCUGCAGACGGUCUGCCUGUCUGCUGCGCUGGGUAAAUCGAGUCAACAGAUGCUGCCAUUAAAGAAUGCAGGAAACAUUGAUGUGCAGCUAAAACUCGAGAGCAGUGACACUGAAGACUGUUUCUCAGUGAUGCCUAAUGAACUUUCCCUCAGUGUGGGAGAGGAGCAAGGAAUUGUGAUCACUUUCAAAGCACACGGCAGCAGAAAGUACAGAGAAAGUCUUCUCACCAUCUUGGUGCUGCCUUCAGGGCCUCAGUAUGAAGUCAUUCUGAAAGGAGAAGUUUCUCUGGAGGGUUCUGGGAGACCCGCUGCAGUCUUGGGCGCCGGUGUGGUCGGCGACAUUCCACCGAUACUCUCAAAUAAACAAUUUGUAGCCUGGGGAGGGGUCGCUCUGGGCAGAGCUGUUCAACAGAAGUUGGUUCUGAGAAACAACUCGCCCAAAGACACACAGCAGCUACGCCUCAUCAUUCGUGGACAAGACCAGGACUGCUUUCAGCUCCAGAGUUUGUUCAGUCCUGAGGAGCGUUUGACCCGACACGGGGAGCUCUCCAUUCGUCCAAAGGAAGAUGUGACCAUCCACUUGCUUUUUGCUCCCACCAGAGUGGCCUCCAUUUUGGCCAAGUUGGAGAUCAAACAGUCUGGAGUCCGGCCUUCACAACCUGGGGUCAAAUUCACUAUACCCCUGUCAGGACACGGUGGGACCAGCAACAUCAUCUUGGAGGACCAGAGGAAACGGGCAGAUGGCUAUGUGGCGACUCUGAGGGAUGUCGCAGUUGGUCGUGUCAGUAAAGUGUGUCUGUGUGUGAGGAACACUGGCUCCAGAGCAGCGUUCAUCAAAACCGUGGUCUUCACCGAUGUGCAAACCCGAUCCGUUAUGGAGCCGUCUGUCACCUGCGUCGACCCAUCACAGUUCAUACUGAAGGAGAGGACGCAAGAGGUGAUCACAGUGCUGGUGAAAUCCACUCAGAGGGAGGAGAAUCUGUCUCAGAUGUCCAGCGGCCUGCUGGCCACCCUCUGUCUGUUCUGUGGAGACGAAGUCUCCAGGCAGCAGUACAGGAGGUUGCUUCAGAGCAAACCAGACGCUGGGCGGAAAGCUCUGUCUGAGAACAGCCUACUGAAAAACAUCGACUUCAGCGAGAAGUUUCUGGGAGAAGAAACCGUUACAGAAGCCUUUGAUCUGCCUCAGCGACCCAACGAGGCUCAUAUCUUCUAUGGAAACAUGAGUAAGGUGGCCGUGUCUUUGCUGGGCAGCACACGGUGUGAUGACUGUGAUCAGGCUGAGCUGCCUUUGCCUUUGGUGAUGGUCGCUUCAGACCCAGAUGGUGAUUUGGUUAACGGAAAUGUGUCCUUGGAUGUACUGCCAGUGAAAGGUCCCCAGGGUCCAGUGCUGAGGGUGGUGGAGCCGUCCUUAAAGGCUUCAGAGCCUUUAGACAGGCAGGCAGAAUCCUGGACCGUCCAUCCAGAGCUUCUUGUCCUCGCAGCUCCCGUGAUCAAUUGUGCAGUGACCACGAGCCAGGUGCGCAUCCAAAACAACACGUCCAGAGAGCUGAGCUUUGAUUUGUCUUGGCCUGCUCACUGCCUCACUGUUACACCUCAGCAUGGACUCAUUGAACCUCAGUGCCACCUGCAGAUUUUAAUCAGUCCUAAUCCUUCACUCGCAACCAAAUCAGCCCUGCUGCCAUGGAGCGGACAGAUUUACGUCCAGUGUGACAGUCAGCAGAAGUUUAUCAAGGUCCAGGUUCGACGGGACCUGGCUCUGGAUGUGUCUGCGGCCCCAGCAGAGACGAGUCUCUCAGCUCUGGCUCCUCAGGUUGCCACACCUGUGCUGCCUGUAGCUGCCAGGUUCACUACCACCACCACACCCUCGCUGUCCCCUCAGACCCCUCAGUCCUUGGUAGAAGUCAGCAGCAAGACCAUUCUCUUCCCCGCGACUCCGUCGGGAGAAACCUCAGAGGCCCAUCUGGAGGUGGAGAACAGACAGGUGGAAGUGAGGUGGUACCUGUCGUCUUUUGCGCCUUCAUACGUCAAGGGGGUUGACAACACAGGAGACGUAUAUCGGGCCACCUACACUGCUUUCAGAUGUUCCAAGGUCUCUGGCACACUGGGAACCCAUCAGAAGAUGCAGGUGCCUUUCACCUUCUUGCCGAGGGAACGAGGGGACUAUGCCCAGUUCUGGGACUUGGAGUGCCACCCUGUGUCUGAGCCCCAGCAGAAAACCAGUAUUCGCAUCAAGCUCUGUGGCUCUGGCAUUGCAUUGGAGCCAGUCGAAGGAACGCAGGAUGGAAACUGUUCUCUGGUGAAGACUGAAGCCACAGUGAAGUCCAGGAAGAGAACCGACGCCUCCACCCUGAAAACCAGCCAGGAGGAGUCUGUGCGACGGGGCGUCUAUUCUCCACAGGAUCUUUACACUUUUCCAGUCACGCGUGUGGGCGAGUGCAGCUCGCUGAAGGUCACCAUCCGCAACAACUCCCCCGACACUUAUGAGCUGAAAUUUGUAAAGCCUACUGAGCCGUUCCACCUCAAGCAUUCCAAAUAUUCACUCAGACCUCAACACUACCUGAAGCUCCCCGUCCAGUUCAAGCCCACUUCUGCAGGCAGACACGCCGGCCUGCUGCUCAUCGAGUUCCACACAAAUGGAAGUGUGGUUAUCCAGCUAACAGGUGAGGCGUCGCUUUGAACUUAUCACCGCUGCUGCACCUCCACAGGGCAGCUGGAUUUGGGUCGACGCCGCCGUCUCUGCAGGGCCCACAGGAGAGGAGCAGUUAAAGCCUUCGAGACCACAUCCACCCCACCAUGAUCAGACUCUCAUGUGGGCAGCUAGACUCUGAGAAACAUUUGUGCUGGAGCUGAACGAUUCAGUUUCCAUCAGCUGAUCGUGGAUCGUGCCACGAGGCCACACUGCUGUGACCGAAACCUGGGUACUCAGUCACACGUGAACAUGUUGUUCUCUUCUGUGGUUCCUGAUACUUUAAGUCUCAUUACACUGGUGAAGUUCUGGAGCUACCUGGAGUAACGAUAAGUCAGUCAAACAGUAAGUCAAACAGUAAUUCCAGUGGCAG